Porites lobata is the source of this 4570-nucleotide messenger RNA. The record is from the annotation of a GenBank genome assembly. Lineage: Eukaryota; Metazoa; Cnidaria; Anthozoa; Scleractinia; Poritidae.
AUGGAAGAAAAAGAGUCUUUGUGUCUCGAAAAGAUCGCGAAAACUUAUAGAGAAGUUGAGCGGCAGCUUAAUCUUUGGAAGGAAACGGAUUGUCACUCAACUGAACAGAUACAGUCACUGAGAAGUCCCCUAGAACAGCUUCACUCGUGCGAGAAAGCUAACUUCAACGACUCCCCACUUAGUAACCAUGAACGAUUGAAGCAAAAACUUCAAUUCAAGCUGCUUAAACAAACAGAGUGUAUCAUGGCAAAAUUACAGCAGGAUCUGUAAGCAUAUUCCUCUUUUAUUCUGUUCUUGUUUGGCGAUCACAUUAAAAGGUGCCAUAAAUUAUAUGUUGACAAGACAAUAAGCUUGUUAUCUUAUCUCGUGCAAAAUGCAGACGGUUUUAGUUCCCAGCCAGAGAGAAAAGCUUUUGUUCUUGGCAACCAAGAUGGCCGCCGCUAUGAUGUCAGCUGAAAACCAACAAUAAGCCAUUUUUCAGUUGUGCGCUCAGUGCCCUGGCCUUUGAAUAGGAGCAAGGCUGGUGGUGACCUUGUUUUGUUACAAACCUUCCUACUGUUCAUGUGCAAAUCGUGGUAUUCGCAUGCUAACAAGCCUGUGAACAUGGUCAUUUACAUGUGAAAAACAAGAAGGUUUGUGACAAAACAAGGUCACUGCCAUCCUUGCUUCUAUUCAAAGGCCAGAGCACUGAGCACACAACUGUAAAAGGACAUAUUGAGGAUUUUGUAGCUUAGUGUGAGCUCAUUAUUAGUUCGCUUAGGAAACGACCCUUUCUGGAAAACUUGUACAGUGGAACCUCUGGAGGAUACUUUGGGUUUUGGUGACAACCCGAGGUACAGAUGGGGUCAUAAUUUCAAUUCAAUCUCCCAAGAAUUCCUCUGACUUGAAGCAAGCUCCAUCCUGCCCCCGCCCACAAAAAAAAGGAAAAAAAGUAGAAUGCUGAAUGUCUUUUGGAGUGCUCUAUAAAAUCAUUGGUCAAAUCAAAUUACCUGGAAAAAAAGAACUAGCCUAACUUUUCUUAGAAACUUAAUACCAAAACUCUCAAAAUGUCCUUUGAACCUAUAAUGCAAUAUUUCAUCUAUAGAUUUUUUUUUUUAGGGAAAUGUACAAGAGUAUUUCAAUGAAGUUAUCAUCACUCUGGUCCAGUACUUUGCAAGUUUACAGCCUCCAUUCAAGUAUGUAGUAAUCACUGAAAAAUUACAACACAGAUGUCACUGAAGGCUGUAAUCUAUGAAAAAUUCAAGGGAGCCCAGUGCUCUGAACCAGUGAAAUCUAGGGUGCCCAGCGUAUGAUUCCUUUGAAAAAAGGCUAAGAUUUUGUAGAUGCUCAGGAGAAAAAGUUAGGCACCAAGGGCUACCGGGUGCUGCUAAAGCACAGCCUUGUCAUUCCAAGAGCAAUGACACCCUCAUUACAACUAAUAUCAACUUGAAUUGUUCAAGCUUUUAAUACCAAAAUGAAGGUGGCUAGCUAGGGAAAGGUACAAGCUCUUAUGAGAAAUUUCUUAAAGCAACUACCUGGCGACAUGACAUGCCGCCACAAAUAGAAUUGGUGAUUUCACUCAUAAGCUGAGUAAACAGCCAGAAUUUUGCAAUGCCACUACAGGUUCCCCAUGAAAUUACGUCUGUGGAACAACUGCAGAAUUGGAGUGAGUAGUGCUUCUGAUUGGUUGUCCUGUGAGGAAAAUUUGCUUCAACCAUUCAGAAGCACUAGCCAGACCUGGGGAGUGACAUGUCAUGAGUAUGGAGUUUCUGCAGUCCUUUCUCAGAUGUCAUUUCUCAGGGAAAACAGUGGUGGUGUUGUGAAAAAUCUUUAAAAGUACAUAAUUAAAAAAAAUUGAGAACUGAGUGAUUUUUUCAUUUUUUAGGUGCUCUGCCCAUGAGUGUAGUAUGUGAUGGAAGUCCCACUCAGCCAUCAAUAGCUGACCUUCUCGAGUGGCUUAGUGAUCUUGAAAGAAUCCACAAUGAGUUGUAUCCAAAAAAUUAGUUGCUCCCUAAAAACUAGCUUCUAAAAGUAAAGUAGUCAUAGGCAACUGGCCUCAGUUGAUCAAAUUCCACUGGAUUCUAUCCACUGGAUAACAUAAUUGGUUUCUCUUAGUAAUUAUCUCCUGGUUGGUGCUUUAUACAGUGGGAAGCACUAUCCAGCAUUUGAACAACUGGGGCCAGGUACCACUAGCCAGUUGUUGUCCAAAAGUGGAUAGCACUAUCCACCAAAUAUAAAAUCAUUAUCCACUGAAUAAUGCUUUUAGUUUUCCUAAUUUGUGUUUUACUUAUCCACUAGACAGGGAUUUAUCUUGCCCAGGUGUUCAAAGGGUGGAUAAGGUUAUCCACUGGAUAGUGAUUUAUCUGGUCUCAGCCAGGUUGCUCAAAGCUGGGUUAAGAUAACCUUAGGUCAGUGCAAAAUUUGAAUUCUAUAGUAGAGGUUUAAGUUCAUUUUCCAUAAUUUGGUGAUUGGACGCUCUAAAAAGAAAACCAAAAAUUAUCAGAGAAAAUGCUUUUGAACAAAACGAUAAAGAAACCCGAGUUAAAAUUUAUCCCUGGGUUAGUGCUAAUCGGCCCUCAAACAACUCAGCCCUGGAGGGUAGUGCUAUCCUGGCCUGUUCUCAAACUCAUCAUGAAAAUGUACUGUGAAGUUUUAUUUGGGUAUGGAUAAACCAUCAAAUGUUUCAAAGGCUUGUAUCGAGUUUUAGAAUUAGUGUUGAACAUUUGAGUGUCAAAACAGCUGACAUUCAGUCAUUUGUAAUCUUCAUUUCAAAAACCUUAGCUGCUCCUUGUGCUUCGAAUCCACUUCUCUGUGACUGGAUAUCAGAUGAAAGACUCCCUCUCAUGUUUGCUAUAUAACAAUAAAUUAUUCAUUUUAAUUCAAACCUUAGGAAUGCUGAAAAUGCCUUCCUUUUUUUUAAGUUCCAGGCAGUUGAAGAACACCCAUUGUCAUUAGAUGCAGGGGGUCAAUAUGAUGUUUCCAGUUCUAAAUAGCCUAAAAUUAGCAUUUCACCAUAUAUAUCGCUAUCUAGUGGAAAAGCAUUAUGAAAACCAAUUGCGAUAUCUAGUGGAUAAAGAUUUAUCCAGUGUACAAUGUAUAGUGCUCUCCGUGCUCUCCACCUUUUGAACAACUGGGGCCACUAGACUAUUAAUUUGUUUUUGUCAAUUACAAGAAUUCUCCGGGCUCGAAAAAGACUUUAAUUCCAGCUUGUCCUUUGGGCAAGCAGCUGUGACAUUUUACUUCCCCGAGGCAACUUCUUGCUUGUCUUAGUUAAUAAUUUUGUCAGAGGAUGACUUGCCUGAACCCUUGCUUAUUGGGUAAGUAAGCUUUAAACGUUACUUGCCCAGCAAGAAAAUCUACUUUCCUGGACUGCGGAGUGGGACUUAUUUUGAGCCCUGCUUCUUAUGGAUUCUGCAAUUGGAUGGGAUUUAAGAUCAAUUGUGCAAAAUGGAACCAAAUUCACUGUCAUAAGAAGUAAUGGGACUUUUUUCCAGCCCUGCUUCUUAUGGAUUCUGCAAUUGAAUGGGAUUUAAGAUCAAAUGUGCAAAAUGAAACCAUCACAUAAGAAGCCUGUUGAAACAACCUUUAAGCAAGGUCCUUGACGCACUUAUCCAGAUAUGAAGAGAAGACUGACAUACUGAGCAAGAUAACAUACACAACAACAAUGGUUGAUGUACACAAGGCUGUCGGAGACUGGACCUCCACACAGGGCAGGCAUGCUCAUAAAAUAAGAGGUAAGGGAAAUUCAGGAUGUCUGGCUUUAACCAGAUGUGGGAAUUGGUCAAUGUGUAACAAUUUGAUGUAGCAGCUUUUGCUCAGCCACUCCCACCUAACCAACUGGCAAGCUUUCCUACCCUAAGUAGUAAAAAGCAGCUGCAUUACCAGUAGUCAAGGCUCCUUUCACUAGAUUUUUUAUAAUAAUUUUUUUAUUGAUUCACAAUAACAAAGUCUUCUUAAAAAUGUCACGCGACUUUCAGAUGGCCCAUUUGAGGUUCUUGGUUAGUCAGGACCAGCCAAAUAAAAGCGAGUGCAAGAAAAUUGAAGAGGCAAGGACUGGGGAUUCCACCCUCUCUUCCUUCCCAUCUUUUUUUUUCCAUGUUCGUUUGCUUUUCUUUUUGCUUGUCCCGACUGAAAGAAUGGAACAAGCAAGUUUAUGUCAUUCUUUUCUAUUCUUAGUCAAAGAAAUCUUUUAAUCGCCUCAGGCAAGGGAAUCUAAGACAGCCUUGAAUUCUGGAUUCAACACCAUGGAUUCCAGAUUCCAUGCACUGGAUUCUCUGUCAGUGGAACUUGGAUUGCAGAUUCCUUGAGCUGUAUCCUGGAUUCCAACUUCCAGGAUUCCAGAUUUUACAAGAUUCCAUGAGCAAAAAUUUCCCAGAAUUCCCUUACAUGGGGCGAUUUUAAAUAAUUGUUAGGUCGUAGUAAAUGUACUUUUGGGUAUAGUUUAAUUUCGACAGUGCAUAUUUUUCUUGUUUUGACUGCUUAGAUAUCAUGGAACAAGUGGCGGUAUUUCUGGCUAGCAGGACUUAAACAAGCUGGGUUUGGGCAGCGGCUGCUACUGCUGUACAUCAGCAGACUGUCAACCCCGUCAUGA